UCAUGCAGAAGCUGCGAGUACUGGCAUAUGAGAUCGCACUCCUUGGGUCGAGAGCUCCUAAAAAUUUGCUUGAUAGCUUACUAAAUAUCAUAGGAUACUUCGUAAGCCAACGCUUGUAGAAGAGGCGUGUCCUGUUGUGUACGCAUCUGAGGGAAUACGUCAUGGUGAUGGUCGUUCGUCAGUGCCGUGGUGUACGCGGAAAUCUCACCGAGCUGAGAUGGUCAACAGUUUCAGUGAAGUUUCGUGUUUAUUGUGUCAGAUUUGAAGUGGCUCGCUCUUGAAGAACGGAACACUCACGGCGGAAGGCUGGUGCGCGCCAAGGGAAGGCAGAAAAAUAGGGCACAGUACGGAACGCAUCCAGGCAUUGCGUAUGGCAUGGCGGACGGGGGCCAGUCUACGGAGAACCCCACAACAGAAGAGGGCGCAGGUCAGGGCGGCGCAAAGAAGCUGUUACGGCUGCGGAUUGUGGCAGGCCACAGCUUGGCGAAAAAGGACAUUUUCGGAGCAAGCGAUCCGUAUGUGCGAAUUGACCUUGUCAAGGCUAGGGGUGACAGCUACACAGUAUUGGAUUCACUAUACACGAAAACCAAAAAGAAGACGCUGCAUCCAAAAUGGGAUGAAGAGUUUGUGAUCAAGGUUGAUCCUCAGGAGCACAAGAUAGUCAUGGAAGUGUUUGAUGAAAACAGACUGUCUUUAUGGCAAGGAAUGCGAUCGCACAGUGUGCCUGCUGCUGUCACAGUGUCUGGUGCGCGCUCAAUGCCACAGACUCGCGAUGACUUCCUGGGUCUGGUGGAGUUGCCCCUGGCUGCCAUACCCGUGGAACGACCUGGGCGGCACAUUCCUCACAAGUAUUACCUGCUCCGGCCACGCAGCAGCGCCAAGUCCCGGGUCAAGGGCCACCUGCAGGUCUACCAUGCUUACCUGCCAGACGGGGAGCAGCAAGCAGCUGAGAAUGCAAAUCAGAGCUCAACAGACGAGGGCUGGGAGGUGGUGGAUGCGGAAGACGGCGGGCCGCCAUCAUCUCAAGGGGCUGGCAGCACAAGCAGUCCGGAGUUCUCGGGCAGCGAAGCCCCUCCGUCACCACUGCCACCUGGCUGGGAGGAGCGGGAAGACGCCUGCGGGCGUAUCUACUAUGUCAACCACGUGGCCCGCACGACACAAUGGGAGCGUCCCAUAAGGGGUGAUGGCUCAGAGGAAGGUGCAGCAGCUCAUCAGCGGAACCUAGACCUGGCGCAGGAGUUCCAGCGGAGGGUCCACAUCAGCGUUGACGAGACGGCCAAUCACUCCACUACCCCUAAUCACAUAGAGGAGCCGCAGGCGGUGCCAUCUGUGCAAAGGGGCAGUGUUGUAGAGGCUACCGCACAGCAGAAUGGAACUCUGCCUCCUGGUGCCAAUUCACAGCGACGAUUUACCUUGCCAAUGGAGGCCAGUGUGAGGCCCCAGCUGACAUCAGCGCCUCAGCCGAGUCCCGAGGGUUUGCCAGCUGGCUGGUCCCUGCAGGUGGCUCCCAACGGGCGCCUCUUUUUCAUUGACCACAACACCAAGACCACCACCUGGGUGGAUCCUAGGACAGGAAAACCAAGCGACUUGCCCCGGCAUGGCAGCAUUCCUGGAAGCCAGCAAAACACCAUGGAUGACUUGGGACCACUUCCGGAUGGCUGGGAAGAGCGCGUUCAUACAGAUGGCCGAAUUUUCUUCAUUGACCACACUGCAAGAAUAACGCAAUGGGAGGAUCCUCGCUUCAACAAUCCCAAUGUUGCUGGUCCCGCUGUCCCAUAUUCAAGGGAUUAUAAGAGGAAGUAUGAGUACCUUAAAUCCAAGCUUCCAAAACCGCCUGGAAACAUUCCGAACAAAUUUGAACUGAAGGUAUCACGGGCGCGGAUACUGGAAGACUCAUAUCGUAUCCUAAGCAAUGUGACAUGCGUGGAUCGCCUGAGAUCCAAGCUCUGGGUCGAGUUCGACGGUGAGGAAGUUCUGGACUAUGGCGGCGCAUCGCGGGAGUUUUUCUACCUGUUGUCUCGGGAGAUGUUCAACCCGUACUACGGUCUCUUCGAGUAUUCGGCAGCGGACAACUACACACUCCAGAUCAACCCUUGCUCGGGAAUGUGCAAUGAAGACCAUCUUUCUUACUUCAAAUUCAUUGGAAGAGUGGCUGGUAUGGCUGUUUAUCAUGGGAAACUACUUGAUGCAUUCUUUAUUCGACCGUUCUACAAAAUGAUGCUCGGCAAGCCAAUUACAAUCAAGGACAUGGAGUCCGUGGACACAGAGUACUACAACUCGCUACGUUGGAUUAUGGACAACGAUCCUGCCGAACUUGACCUUCGAUUCUCGGUGGACGAAGAUCUGUUCGGGCAGAUGCAACAGCGUGAGUUAGUGCCUGGCGGUGCUGACCUACCCGUCACGCAGGAGAACAAGGCCCGCUAUGUCGACCUUGUGAUCCAGUGGCGCUUCGCGUCUCGCGUGCGGCCCCAGAUGAAUGCCUUCCUCGAAGGUCUGAAUGAGCUGGUACCCCUGGCCCUGCUGCGCGUCUUCGAUGAGCAUGAACUCGAGUUGCUGAUGUGUGGCAUUGGCCAGAUUGAUGUGCGUGACUGGCGGCGCCACACUGUCUACAAGGGUGGCUACCAUGCCAACCACGUGGUGGUUCAGUGGUUCUGGAGGCUGGUGCUGUCGUUCAACAAUGAGAUGCGGUCACGCCUGCUCCAGUUUGUCACGGGCACGUCGAGGGUUCCGAUGAAUGGCUUUGCCGAGCUGCACGGCAGCAAUGGGCCGCAGCCUUUUACACUGGAACGGUGGGGAUCACCGAGCAACUUGCCUCGCUCUCACACCUGCUUCAACCGUUUAGAUCUGCCGAUGUACGAAAGUUACCAAGAUCUUCGGGAGAAAUUGAUACAGGCCAUUGAAGGAUCAGAAUCCUUUGGAGGAGUCGACUAGCAUUCCACGUUACCAUGGUCUCCAAAGCUUCUGUGGCACAUUGCACAGGGUUGCAACCUAUGUGCAUGUCCACAGGGUUUGAACAGUCUUGUUACACCAUCUUAUCUCAAGUGUCAGCGCAAGAACAAGUUUUAGUCAACCAGAUGCAACAAGUGCCUUUUCUGCUGCUCAUCCAGCCAAUGGGGGCCACGAUACAAGCUUGAUUUCUUCUUUCUCCUCUACUCUGGACUGCUGACCAACCUUGCUCGGCCUAGCAAAAUGUUCUUGUUUGUGCUUUUGCAGGCAUGUAGUAGUAACAGUAGUAGUAGCAGCACCUCUCAAUCAUUCAUCCGGUUUUGGCUAGCAUCAUUGUUCGGCCAUUUUGGUUAAGGGUCUCUUAUUUUAGCGUCACUAUAACCCAGUCUCUUGAGGAAACAGCCAGUUUCAUGUCUUACUGGUUGUACAAAGUGCUGCUAUUUGAACUUGCUGGAGAAAAGUACAUUUUGCGUUAGAGGACAUGGCCGAAAGAAAUGAGACUCCUGUGGAUCCACGCAUGUCAUUUCUUUCUGCUGUGCUUGUGCACAGUGUGCUACGUUUUCAGCUGAUUUCCACAUUUACAAGUCUAAUCUUGAGUGAAGCUGUGCAUUACUAGUUGCUUUCUUUACUAGAUAUUCAUUGAGAGAAGAUCUUGUAUGUUGCCCGCAAUAGAAAAGCAGCUGGUGUAUAAACUGGCACUGUUCGCUUAAUCCUGCGUGAUGAAGUGACAGGUACAAGUUCAUGCUUGGUGAUGCUACAUUUGGAGGCACCCACUUUUGUUCUUGUUUUCUCCAGAGUUCAAGAAGCAUUCAGUGCGUACCUGUUCUUGACAACAGUGGCAUAAUUACAGCGGGUACCGAACGGUGGCACCAGUGUCGUCUUUUAACUAGUCAAGUUCUAGAACGAGCCCUUCAGGCUGUCGGUAUAUGUCAGACUGAUGGUGUCAGAUUCUGAAAUGAGAAAUGUAGUUUGCCGAGCAACAAGAAUUUUCGAACCUUGUGAAGUGAGAAGAAAAGGUGGGUUAGGGGUGGUCCUGUGUUGUAAGUUCAUGUUUGCAGGACCCGUGUUUACACCAUCUUUAGCUCCUCAUAUACUAUUCGCUGGAGAAGCACUUGUCUCAAUGUUAUCGUAUUUCCACGGAGAUUGGCAGUGAUCAUUAUCACUGCACCUGAUGCACUUCCUUUAUUGCUUUAGUGGAAGCAAGUCUGUGGAAAGGGAGGUAUGUUAAAAUACUGUGGAGAAAUGCUUUGUGUUUGCACAGCGAUAUCCCUUCGGUUCCACCCUUUUGUUUUUGCUACACUUUAAUAUGCAAUGAGCUCAACCACUAGGCAACUGGGCUAUGUGGAAAAGCCAAUCUUUCAAUCUAAGGAGAAUGGUUUGUUCAAUUGCACAGGAAGGAGCAAAAGCUCUGUUAAGGAGAUGCACACCAGUACAGCCUUACUUUUACAAGCUCAGCUUACUGUUCUGGCUGGUUUCAUGCCACAUCAGAAGCAUUUUAAAGUAGCACUGUUGAUCGAGUGUUACAAUAAGACGCACUUUUGCAAGCCAUGGUGCAAUCCCAUAGAGCCGUAUACCGCCGUUGCCACUCGCACAUCCUGCCUUGCUGAAGCACUCCAAGCAUUAGUAUGGUUGUAUUUCACAUUGUCGUACCACAUUACAAUCAUAGUGCUGUUGUUGUUUCUUGUCGGCUUUUGCAUUUCAGUCGUAGAAAUGCAGCUCGUUGCUACAACAUAAGUUGAGAAAAUUGGAAUGGCCUCAAGAAAUGUGACGCAGCAUGUGCUAUCGCACAUUACUUCUCAACAAGCGAGUUUUUCUCAGUUUGAAACAGUUUGAACAGAUGCUGUAUGUGUUUUCUUCUGCACCAACUGAACUAGGGUUGCAGUGUAUGGAAAAAUUUUCCACUCUUCAAGCACAUGCAAACUGGUGUGUAGCGCUACAGUAUUCGAGCACAUAGAUUUAAUUUGAAAUCUUUUCUCAUGGUUACAUGCUCAUAAUGAAGGCCCAUAUGCAGCCUCAGCAGAAUGGCUCUGUGAAAUUCAGCUUUCGAUGAAGUUUGGAGAACGCACACCUUGAAAAUGCACACCAGUUGGUGUUUCUAACGUACAAGGUCCUAUUGGACCAAUGCGAACGACUGUGUUCUGGCACAAUGCAUCUCCACUUUGCUGCUUUUGCACCGAGAGGGUGCAAAUUGCUGCGCAAAGGCCCAUGUUCACAAAACCCUUAGCUAAGUCAUUAAAGCACUUGUUUGAACUUUUAUAUGUAUAUGAAAGUUGUUUGACUACAUUAACAUGUAGCUCUACCUAUGUACAACUAAGCAAACAUGAAGAGCUCUAUAUACAAAAAAACCUGCUUUUCAUAUUGUGGCAUGUAAAGCAGAGAAAAAGCCCCUACAUUAUUUGGGGUUCACCAAAAUGUCACAUCUCACCCUUCAAAUUUUUAAAUGCUUUUAUGGGAGUAGAAGGCUUGUUUUGUGCAUGAUUUCAUAGAUUCGUGUUCAGGCUGUUUCGAUUUUGAAUUGCUGUAAUUGUGAGAGGUUGUGCAGUUUGUGUUAGGUUGAGGUUUUAAGUGUGUGUAAUAUAGAGCAAUUUGUUAGCAGAACUUUACUUAGAUGGAUUGAGGUUAUCGAUUACAUAUUUACGUGCAUGUGUAUUGUGUGUUCAUAUAUUAGGUAUCCAGACUUUCUGACUGCAUUAUGUCAGACAACUGUGUGCAACAGCAGCAACUUUGGUAAACAACACUUGUGCUUCAUUUUGCAAGUUUGGUGCAGCCACAAAGAAAUGUAUUUCUCUUAGAGCUAACUUGUUGUUUAAUGGGAAUCUUGUUGGUACUUAAUUCAGUUUUUCACCGUGCUUAAAGUCUCAAGACCUAAUGUGCGGGAUCAUGUACAGUUGCACAGGUAGGCAGCAAAGCAACAUUUAAAGGGUUAUAUUUGCUCUAUACUGCAUGAUAUAGAUUGUGUCAAAUAACUUAGCAUUUGUAAAAAAAGGGCCUUCUUUUUGUUUUAAUCUGUAAAAUCUCUGCCACUAUUACCAGCAGUUUAAUAACCUUUACCUACCUCUUGCAAAGAAAGCCAGCUUUGAGCCUUGUACAUUGAAACAUGCAACUUUACUAGACGAGCACUGAAGAAAAAUGUUCCAAGUAUUGGCACGUUUUUUUUUUUUUUUUGCCAUGUUGACAUGACACAUUUAAGACGACCAUGUAGUACCAGCACAGAAGUUGAAAAACGUGGCAUCACUUGCAGCAUGCCUGUUUGCCUACUUUUCAGCUCUGCAUAGAGGACUGAAAUAUUUUGUGUCCUCUCUUGAGGAGGCAAACAGCUUUCCAAUUGUUAUGAAGCAGCACUUUCCAAUGGCAUGUUUGCUCAAUAUAGGAGUUAAAAGCACAUUGCCAAUUAAAUUUAUGCACACAGCUUCUCCUACUGCCGGAUGUAAUGCUGCCAUACAUGUUUUUUAAAUAGAGCCGGGCCGAGUUCAAGUGAGAUUUUAUUUUACGUGUGCAAUUAUCAAACCUGUUUGGAGUGCAUGCAGUCUUUUUUUUACAUUUUAAGUCGCUGUUUCGGCACGCACAUUUAUUUACAAAAAGCCUGUGACAAUUGCUGUUGCUUGAUUUUUUUUUUACACCAAACAGUGAAUUCAAGUAUUUUUCUUGCUGUGUACACUGAGCAUGUCGUAUUUGUGUUGUUGAAAGCGAAAUUUUCAUGGCAAACGUGCACCUACUGCUUGAGCUUCGAGUCACGCACAGAGUCAUUCAAGUUUGUGUACAAUAAAUAGCGUUUGGCAGAUGCCUUUAUUUAUAAAUAAAACUUAGAACUGACAAA
Messenger RNA from Rhipicephalus microplus (southern cattle tick), 6763 nucleotides. It is a transcript of the gene Nedd4, whose product is annotated as E3 ubiquitin-protein ligase Nedd4. The record is from RefSeq and is a predicted model, not a curated record. Gene Ontology annotation, cellular component: cytoplasm. NCBI's taxonomy places the organism in Eukaryota, Metazoa, Arthropoda, Arachnida, Ixodida, Ixodidae. Gene Ontology annotation, molecular function: ubiquitin protein ligase activity; sodium channel inhibitor activity; protein binding. Gene Ontology annotation, biological process: protein ubiquitination; regulation of dendrite morphogenesis; ubiquitin-dependent protein catabolic process.